This is a messenger RNA of Symbiodinium natans, 216 nucleotides long. NCBI's taxonomy places the organism in Eukaryota, Dinophyceae, Suessiales, Symbiodiniaceae. The record is from the annotation of a GenBank genome assembly.
AUGCCAACAGGAACCGCAAAGGUAGCGACGGGCGCAAAUGGGGCCGAUGGGAGCCAUGAGGUACAGGUGGUGAAGCCCGCAUCUGCCGAAGAAGUCGAGGCAUUGCUUUGGACAAGGUUCCUCUUCUUCCUACUGCGUUUCUCCAGAAUCACACUGCAGGCCUUUGUGUUCCAGAACAAGCGCUGGCUGCCUGAUGACGCAGAGAAGGUGAGAUGA